Tetrahymena thermophila SB210 is the source of this 1950-nucleotide messenger RNA. Its product is annotated as AMP-binding enzyme family protein. Lineage: Eukaryota; Ciliophora; Oligohymenophorea; Hymenostomatida; Tetrahymenidae. The transcript has 4 exons. The record is from RefSeq and is a predicted model, not a curated record.
AUGACUAUUUCAAAGUUAGAUUUGUUUUCAUCUUAUUUCUACUUUAAUAUAAGAGGUUCAUCUAAUAGCAAAGGCACACUCUUUGGGUCUAUUUUAUCUCUACUAAUUAUAACCAUUACAAUUUCAUAUUUAUGCUACCUUUUUUAGCAGUAUUUUACUAACUAAAUAGAGCCUAAUUACAGAUCUUAAAGCUUUACAAAUAGUGAUUCAAUAAGUAUGGAUUUAACUGAAGAUCUUAUAGCAUUUAGGUAUGAAUCUGAGUUCAAUCUAAGUGUAGAUGUUUUGGAAGCUUAAUAGAAUAAGACUUACAUAGUUUAUUUAGCUUAAUUUAUUUAUAUGAAUCAAGGCCAAUAAAAUAUUAUUACUUUAAAUGUGGUAUAAUGUACAAGCCCUGAAUUAGAAGGAUAUUACUGCUUAGACUAUUCAUCAAUAAAAAUGAGUUAAUCCUUAAUAUCUGAUAAAAUUAACAAAAUUUUGGCUUCAGUAUAGAUUUUAGUUUAUGGGUGUCUUGAUUUAGAUUCUCUAAAAACAACUAUUCCAGAUAACUGCGCUAGCUAAUCAGAUAUUGAUAAUUUAAUGAAUUCUAUAUAUUCUGCAUUAAAAAUCUCUAUAAAAACUUCACAAUAUAAUACUAAAUCUUAGAGAUUAGAGUCAUCCUACAGAAACUAUCUAAUGUUUACCCUAUCAAAUCAAUUCAUCUAAUCAGUUUUAAAGGUACAAAAGCAAACAACUACUGUCAAGUAAGGCAUACUGAUUUAAUCUUCAACUAAUUUUACUUCUCCUCUAUAAUAUACAUCAGAAACUCAAUCACUAGAUAGGUAGUCUGCAAUUCAACUAGCUAAUUUAGCUUGUUAUGCUUUAGGAACCAUACAAGUAGAUGAGUUGUAUUAGGAAAUUUAUGUACAGUAUCCUACAAUUCCGACCAUUUUAUCUCUUGCAAACAAUAAUUGCUUAGAAGAGUAGUAAUAAAUACAAAUUAAUAAUAAUCAAUUAUGUUUAAAUUAAACAGAUGAAUCUGAAAUAAAAAAUAUUGAGGAAACAAAUAAUGAAGAUAAAACUUAGGAAAAAUAGAACAAAAUAAAGAGUUCUAUCUUUUUAAGGUCAGUUAAAACGUUGGACAUGUAACAUUCAAUCAAUAAAAAAGUGAUGGCUGAUUAAAAUUUUAAGUAAGAUAAUAAAUAUUCUGAACCCCCAAAGUUACACUAAAUCUUCUAAAAAAUUCAAUAAUAAUAAAAUUAUAAUUUAUCAAAUGAUGAAGAUAGCAUGAAUAAAUCAAACAGUUAUUCUUAGAACUCGCCAAAUAGUAUUAAAAAUGAAAAAAAUUAUAACAACAGAAAUUCUUUUUAUCAUCAUUAUUAAAUUUAAAACGCAACAAUUUUGUAACAAUUUCAAGAUUCAAAUCAUAAUUCAUUAUCUCCAAGCAAUUUUAAACUGAAAAACCAUAAUAUUACAUAAGAUAAUACAAUAUUUAAUAAAUGUUUAUCCUUUUAAAUGAAGUAAAAAAAUUUAAUAGGACACCCUGAGAAAUAGUUGGUUUUAUAGAAAAGGUUAUGCCAAAGGCAAAAAUCUGAGAAUGACCCAAAGACCUUAAAUAAUAAUUAAAAAAAGAAAAUUUAAAAUAUUGUCUAAAAAGAUUUUGAUAUCUUUUAAUUUUAUAAAGAUAUUUUGUUUUUGAAAAAAGCAGUAAUGAUUUUACUUGAUGAAGAUUAAUUAGCUGCUUUACAACAAGUAGGAUGCUCAAAUUAAUUUUUAGAUUUAGACUUAAAAGAAUUAGAAAAAGAUACAACUAAUUUAGAUAACCUAUGUAACCAUUAUGAAAAAUAAUAUGCUAUUUCCUUAUCAGAUGAACUAAAAAAUCAAUUUCUAAAAAAUUUCUAUGAGAAAUUCUAAAAUAAAAAAAAGCUAACUAAUACAGAUUUAAAAAUUAUGUCUUCUAUUAUCAAAAUUUGA